Salpingoeca rosetta is the source of this 384-nucleotide messenger RNA. RefSeq lists its product as uncharacterized. Lineage: Eukaryota; Choanoflagellata; Craspedida; Salpingoecidae. The record is from RefSeq and is a predicted model, not a curated record. Bases 1 to 384 code for a protein of 127 amino acids. The transcript has 3 exons.
AUGGCCAACACGCUCCGCCAGCACACGCGCGACCGCAACUCCCCGGCCAGCCCACAACAGCAGCGACAACAACACCAGCAACCGUCGUCGUCGUUGUCGUCGUCAUCGCAACAGCGGCCAGCUGCAUACAACCCGGCACGGUCUGCGUUUCAAGUGCAGGAUUGGCAGGCGAGUGUUCCCCAGCUGCCGUCACCGCCGUCAACAUCGUCAGGAUCGUCAUCAUCAUCUUCAGCGACGGCACGGCCCGUACAUGACCCAACAACAGCUGCCCGCCGCUCAGCCACCCCAAUCUUCGUCAAGUCGCAUCCGGGCAAAUCGACGGGGAACGUUGCCCUCGACAUUAUCAAGAGCAUGGAGGCGCCGCCGACGGAGCACACGGACUGA